GUAACUAGGAAGUCGUGCAGUAACUAUGGCAAACAGGCUGGAAGGAAACGGAUUUUAACAAGCAUGAAGACAAGAAAAUCUGUUUAACCACUACAGAAGUGUAUAAUUCAGAUCAAUGGCUCUUCCAACCCUCUCUGCUUAUGGGCCCAAGCGGUCGUGGAUGCUGGCUCAACAGAUGGCUCGGAAGCGGGACCAGGAGGCCCGUUGGCGGCAGCAGUGGGAGCAGCAUGCUCAUUACUUCAAGGAGCAGAGUGUGCAUGGCCAGAGGCAAGCAGUUUGGAGCUCCCAUCAGUCCUUUGAGCAGAGUAUGUCAGUGUACCAUAAGCAGAGAUUGAAGGAGGAGAAGAGGGCCCAGUUGGAGCAGCGCAGGAAUCGGCUCAGGGUCAUGCUUCAGGAAGAGCGAGUACAGUUAGAGGCGGAGCUCCAGAAAGUGGUUCCCAACAGGAACACUUUGUCAAGUCAGCUGGCGCAAAAAACGCAAGAACUUCGUUCACUGCAGGAGCAGAGAAGAAAAAAGGUGGCAGAAGAGCUGCUGAAGGAGCACUGGAGGAAAAACAACCCAGAGUUGCGUCAGGUUGAGUCAUCAUUGCAUAAAGAUCAUGUUAUCAGCCAGUGGGAGGAGCAGAUAUCACAGAAAAAACAGCAAGAAGUGGCAGAGCAGGAGGAAAAGAGGCGCUUUGAAAACGAGCAUGAGAGGACUUGGAAAGAGGCUCUCGAGCGGAUAAGGCGAGCAGAAGAGAAGAAGAAAGCAGAGGCAUACAAAAGAGCAGAAGACCUCCGCAAGCAAAUGGAAGAGCUGAAACUGAGGGAAGACGAGGCCACUCGUCUGAAGGAGGAGGAAGAGGCUCUGCAGGCUCAGCAGUGGGAGCUGGAGAAGAUGGAAGAGGAGAGGAGGAAAGCAGAGGAAAGGCAAAAGAAAUGUGAGAUCAGGCAUUUCCUCUAUCAACAAUAUCGUGCUCAGCUGAAGCAGAGAGCCCAAAGAGUGCAGGAGGAACUGGAGGCAGACCGUAAGAUCCUGGCAGCGUUGCUAGAAAGAGAGCAGGAGGACAGGAGGCUGGAGAGUGCAUGGCGGGAAAGGGCGAUAGUCGAUGCUGCCUGGAUGAAACGUGUGAUUGAAGAGCAGCUUCAGCUGGAGCGAGAGAGAGAGGCUGAGAUUGAUAUCCUGCAGCGGGAAGAAGCUCGACGCAUGUGGGAGAACCGAGAAGCACAGUGGGCAAAGGAAAGGAAAGCCAGGGAGCGGCUCAUGCAUGAGGUGCUUGUGGGGCGACAGCAGCAGCUGGAGCUGAAGAUGGAACAGAACCGUGAAGCUCAGGAGGAGUCCCUGAGGAGGCGAGAGGAGCUCAUACAGGAACUGGAAAGAGAGCGCAACAUCAGAAAAAGGGAGCGUGAACAGGAGGUGGCCCACAAGACAUCACGGAUGCAAGAGAUAAAUGCUCAAGUGGAGCAGCAACACCAAGAGUGGUUGGAGGAGCGUUACAGGAUGGAACAACAGGAGGAGGAGGACAGAGAAGCUCUUCAAGCUGAGGAGGAGGAGCUGAGGCAGGAGAUGCAGAGGAUGACAAAGAAAGGCUACCAGGAAAAGAUUCACAUCAGACCCCGAUCAGCCUGGACAUGAGCAG
Molecule: messenger RNA, 1619 nt
Organism: Thalassophryne amazonica
Lineage: Eukaryota; Metazoa; Chordata; Actinopteri; Batrachoidiformes; Batrachoididae
Gene: tchp
Product: trichoplein, keratin filament binding
Exons: 13
Coding region: 116-1615 (499 amino acids)
Biological process (GO): apoptotic process
Cellular component (GO): keratin filament
Source: RefSeq, a predicted model, not a curated record